This is a messenger RNA of Formica exsecta, 1535 nucleotides long. RefSeq lists its product as uncharacterized. Lineage: Eukaryota; Metazoa; Arthropoda; Insecta; Hymenoptera; Formicidae. The coding region runs from base 328 to 660 and encodes 110 amino acids. The record is from RefSeq and is a predicted model, not a curated record. The transcript is spliced from 4 exons.
GACCGAUGAGAGUGAACGUUAAAAUAAAGUGCGCAUAUUUGAAGAAUAGAAUAGUUAUUGUGCUAUCUCGUGUUGUUGGACUAUCAAAGUCUACCAAAAUAGAAUAAGAUUUUUUGGACAUGCACGUAGCAUGUAAAUGGCUUAAGUAUCUAAUUGCGAAAUAAGCAUAGAAGACACGUGCGUGCUUGUUCGAACACGAUCUACCGAGCAACAGUUACCGGCGUAAAAGCAGUGUGUAAGUGCGUACGCAUUUAUCGUCACCAUAUCAAGAAAAUACGUCGUUUACAGACAAGUUGAACGUUUCAUUUCAAUUUUUUCUAUCGCAUAAUGUCGCAUUCUUACGAGGAAAAAUUAGAAGAGUGGGGUCUUUCAGAAUAUACACAAAAAUUUAAAGAUGAGGGCAUAGAUGAACAGGCAUUUCUAUACAUGCCCGAAUAUAUGAUAAAAGAAUUAAUCCCUACAAUUGGAAAACGUUUUCGUUUUCUUGAAAAUCGUAAAAAAUUACUUACAAUUGCAAAGGAAAAUUCAGAAACUUCAACGGAUUUGGCUACAAGUGAUAUCGAAGAAACUGUCAGUAUAGGUAGCUGUUCUUCCAAGGAGUCAAAUGACAAUCGUGGACAAGUAUGCAUUUUUAUACGAACUUUGCAAUUAUAUUCUUGAAACUUUAUCAUGUUUAACUUUUUCGAAGUAGGCAAGUAUUACGUAAUCCUAAAAUUUUGUGUUAUUUUGUAUUACUUUAAUAUUUUUUUUAGAUUCUAAAAGAAUUGCUUUUCGAAUCCAGUUGUGGUCGAAAAAUAUUGACGCAAACACGUUUGACUGCAUCAGACAGUAAUAAAAUAAGUCAUUUCAUUAUAGACAAACUUCUUUGCAAAUCUAUGUUUUUUAUCACUUAUUAAUUUCAUUCUAAUGGGAUGUUGUAGAGUAAGUUCGGCAGAUUUCCAGAAAUGGGCUGAAGAAAUAGUCAGCCUUUUUAAAUGCGAAACAAUAUCGACAUAUUAUGUUCCAAGUAAUGCAAAACAAAAACGUCUUGCUAACGGAAAACUGUGGGACAAAUACAACAAUCUAAAAAGAUACAUUAAGAAACAAACAAUCGUUGAAAACAAAGAGAACACUACAGAAAGUCCUGAUUAUGAAGAGGCAUUGCUUACAUUGCGAGCAAUUCAGCCAAAUGACCCCGCUCUUCUAAAGCUUUGGGAAGAAACGUUUAGCGCAAGAAGGAAAGGGACUUCGAUUGCUCAAUAUUAUGACGAAUAUCCUAUUUUAAAAAGUUCGAUUGCUACCUCACUGAUAAUUUCAUAUCAAAUUUGUAUGUGUAUGUGUGUACGGGUACGCGUGUGCGUACGUGCACGCAAACGCGGUAUAAUAUAAUUAUAAAUCCUUCUAAUGUCAAUUAUUACACAUGUAAUGUCAAUUAUUACAGAUACGUAUUGAUUGUGGCAUUGCAACAGGAAUUGAUACGCUUAUUUUUCAAAAAAAGUGGCCUGAAAUUUGUCCAUACGUAAUACAGAUAGCUGAGAAGAAAUAUGCAUGCCCAG